AACAACACCCCUCCCCCUCCGCUUCCUUCCACUCCAGAACAAUCGUUUCUGUCAAUGAACUGUCACCUCCUGAAUGACAUUCUGAAUUGGCUGUGUUUGAAACAAUAGAAGGUCCAAAAAAUCUGUGUUUAACUGGAAAAAACCCGUGCUCAAGAUGAGCGAACCGGAUUACUACGGGUUCGAUACGCUGUGGAAGCUGAUGGAGAACAGCAUCGAGUCGAAAUCGGAAGUCCUGAUUCUGUUCGUGCACUGGUACCUCACGAAAAACGGUUUCCUCAACGUCGGAGUAGGCGACGACAAAACUCUGCAGGAUAUCGAUGAAAGGAGCGAGCUGCUGCCGGAAGGCUGGAACGCUAACCGCGACUCGUACGCCCUGCGCUACGCCUACGAUGGUCAGCUGUUCAUUCUGCACGGCAACCUGUCGAAUGGUACCAUGAUCGUGAACCUGCUCUGCAUCAAAACGGUGCUCGUGUCCGUUGUGGCCUUCCGGCUGGAUGAAACGGUGCGAGCGUACCGUGGCAACAACCUGAACUCACUGAUCGCCAACGUUGGCACACAGUUGUCGCGCUUGAAGAACGAAAUGAUCCAGGAGGUGGUGGCCGAUUCGACCAAGAACAGCGAAACACAGACCGAACCCGAAUCACCGACGAGUACGCUGCGUUCACAGGCUGCACGCCAUACUUGCACUCAACAGGGAAUUGACCGACGACCGUCGGGAUUGGAGGUUGGUUCAGCCUACGAUGUCGGUUACGCAGAUCUCAACCCACUGGGUGUGCUCGGUGGAGGAAUGCUCCUUCCACCAGGCCAUCGUCCGCAUGAUAUCAGACCUCGCAUACGCUUCGACCGGAUUGGACCGGGACCAGGAUUAGGAUAUCGUGCUCCUAAUCCGGAUCAUAUGCGACCACCUGGUAAUCCAGAUUUCGAUAUGUUUAUGUAAAACCUAUCCGCUAUCAACGUUGCUGAUGUGGUGCGAGGCCUUGUUUGGGUUUUCUUUCUUUUGAUUUUUUAUUUGAAUUCUUGCGAAUUGCGUUCCUUUUGUUUUGUAUAUUUUGCCGACGAAUAAAUCCCUUUACGCAAACAUC
Anopheles darlingi is the source of this 1082-nucleotide messenger RNA. RefSeq names its product proteasome inhibitor PI31 subunit (gene PI31). Gene Ontology annotation, biological process: proteasome-mediated ubiquitin-dependent protein catabolic process. Bases 155 to 937 code for a protein of 260 amino acids. Gene Ontology annotation, molecular function: proteasome binding; endopeptidase inhibitor activity. The record is from RefSeq and is a predicted model, not a curated record. The transcript is spliced from 3 exons. NCBI's taxonomy places the organism in Eukaryota, Metazoa, Arthropoda, Insecta, Diptera, Culicidae.